CUUAUCGGUAUGCAGCUGCAGUGUUUGAUUCUGAGGUGAAGAGUCUACAAUGGGGACGCGCAGUGGUCAGACAGCGCUUUCGCUCGCUUUGAUUUUUCUUGUGCAGCUCCACGGCGGUUUCGGAUGGAGCUGGUCGGAUCAGCCGGUUUAUAACCCAGUGCUGUUUACCGCGCCGAGAGUGGUAUUUCAGGCGAAGCCCACCCCUCUCUCCGUGCAGAGAGCUGACCUGUCGCUGUUGAAUUCGGUCACCCUGGACUGCAGGAAAGACGCCAUGGUCGUGACGGUGAACCGGGACUUGUUUGGGAUCGGCUACCUGGUGAACAGCGCCGACUUGAGCGUCGGGUCCGCGGGCUGCUCUGCUGCCUCCUCCGACAGCGUCGCUAACACGGUUUUGUUCAGCAUCCAGCUCCAGGACUGCGGCAGCACUUUCCAGGUAUUCCCAGACUUCCUGAGCUACACAAACCAUCUCUAUUACAAGCCUGCCAGCAUUGGCAUCAUCACCAGGGUUAAUAUGGCUGAUAUUCUCCUCGAAUGCCGAUACCCGAGAAGGUGGAAUGUCAGCAGCAGCCCCAUAAAACCAACCUGGGUGCCCUUCACAUCAACAGCCUCUACAGAGCAAAUCCUGGACUUCUCCUUGCUGCUCAUGAAUGAUAACUGGAGUGGUCCCAGAGUCUCCAAUGUCAUCUACCUGGGUGACGGCCUUUCACAUCGAGGCUUCUGUUGCCGUCGACAACCAUGUGCCGCUGCGGCUGUACUUCGACAGCUGCAUCGCGACCCUGAGUGACCACAAGGACUCUGAGCCCAGAUAAGCAGUCGUGGACAAGCUUGGCUGCCUGAUGGAUAGCAAGUCUCAAGACUCCUCCUCUUCAUUCACUAGACCUGCUCUGAACAAGCUGCGCUUUGACAUUGCUGCUUUCAAGUUCCAGGGCAAUUCCAGGAGCAUGGUGGGUCUCUGAGGAUGGCUCCUCUGCAGUGUGUGGGUGCUGUGACUCCGGCUCCUGCUCUGGGACACCCUAGUUCCUCACAGGCCCUCUUCCUCCCAGGCAGGGAAGGAGCUACAGGAUUCCUGCAGAGAUCAACCAGCCCAACUGGAGCGGAAAAUGGUUGCAGGAGAGAGCGGCUCCUCUUGAUCCAGCUGGACAGGACCCUCGAGUGCAUGUAAAGGAGAUCACCAUUGCCCCCCUGACCGUGGUUCAUGUAGUCAGAGACCAUGCUGUCAUGCUCAGUAAGGAAUCCCUGUACCACCCCCUGCAGCUUGUGGAAGAAGUGCAGGGUGGAGUGUUUUUAAGGCAGCCAUACUUACUUAAAGGCACAUCUUCUCAAACCAGGAAGAGAAAUCCAGUGCUGUAGGAGACUAGCAAGAAGUGUUGCAGCCAAAUCCAGCCUGUUUUUAACCCUUGGAUUUUCUCUUCAUUUUAAUCGCCAAAUAUCUGGAGACCCUCAAGUUAUGUAGCCUAAAUACUACCCUAACUGUUCCCACAUGUUGCAAAGGGGGAUCAUUGGGAAUAUAAAUUAACGUGGUGUGAACACUGUCUGAUUUCCUAAUAGAGGACACACUAGAGGAAGAAUAACAAGGAAUACACCAGAAACCCCUGAACUGCAGAGUGUCUAUGUGGGUGAAUAAAGAAGCUGUCUGCCAGCAUGAACUGCCUUUCCUGUGUAACCAGCGCUGAAUCACUUUGUAACUGACUGUUUGACCCAUACUAAAAACACACACUGAUGGUCUAUCAGUUACAUGUCCCAAUUUUAUUUGUCCUAUUUAUAUUCUAAACACAUGUUAUAGAUAUGUAUAAAGAAUAGUCUUUAGCUUGUAUUUACAUUUUAUAUAAUUUAGAAAGGAAACACAUUUUGUAUCAACACAUGUUUCAUGUAAAUGUAUAUUCAUUGUAGGAAAGCUGUAGCUAACAAAAUAGUUCUAUACAUUUUCAAUAUUCACAAACGGUUUGAUAUAAAAGUGUCCCAGGUCUCUAUCAGCAGGAAAGUGAG
This is a messenger RNA of Acipenser ruthenus (sterlet), 1986 nucleotides long. Its product is annotated as zona pellucida sperm-binding protein 3-like. The transcript is spliced from 8 exons. Gene Ontology annotation, cellular component: extracellular matrix. Gene Ontology annotation, biological process: positive regulation of acrosome reaction; binding of sperm to zona pellucida; egg coat formation. Gene Ontology annotation, molecular function: acrosin binding. The record is from RefSeq and is a predicted model, not a curated record. NCBI's taxonomy places the organism in Eukaryota, Metazoa, Chordata, Actinopteri, Acipenseriformes, Acipenseridae. The coding region runs from base 50 to 784 and encodes 244 amino acids.